Molecule: messenger RNA, 840 nt
Organism: Quercus lobata
Lineage: Eukaryota; Viridiplantae; Streptophyta; Magnoliopsida; Fagales; Fagaceae
Exons: 2
Coding region: 1-840 (279 amino acids)
Source: RefSeq, a predicted model, not a curated record
AUGGUAAGGGCUACAGAUUCGCCCUUCACUGCAGCAGUACUUGAUUGCCCUGUGCCGUCAAAGUUUCGCCUGCCUCAAUUAGAGCCAUUCGACGGACUCAAGGACCCUCAGGAUCAUCUUAAUACCUUUAAGACGACUCUGGGUCUCCAGCAGCUACCUGACGAGAUAUUGUGUCGUUCCUUCCCUACGACUCUCAAAGGAGCUGCAAGGGAGUGGUUUACUAAGUUACCAAACUCGUCCAUAGACAACUUCGAUCAGCUGAGUAGUGCUUUUUUGCGCCACUUCAUAGGAGGACAACGCCCAAGGAGACCAGUAGAUUAUUUACUCACCAUAAGACAGGGAGAGAAGGAGACUCUGAGGUCAUAUGUCAAGCGAUUCACACGGGAAACUCUGGAAGUGGACGAAGCUGAUGAUAAGGUUCAGCUGACGACCUUCAAAGCAGGGUUGAGAUCCAGAGACCUUGUGGCCUCUCUUGCAAAAAACCCCCCGAAGACAAUGGCUGAGAUGCUUCUGAAGGCACAAAAGUAUAUGAACGCGGAAGAUGCUCUAGCUGCCAUAAAAGAUGCUGAGAGACUAGGGGACAAGUCCAAAGGAGAAGACGACCGCAGAGGGCAAAAGAGAGACAGACCAGAACGUCGGAACAACGACGGGAAUAGAAGGAGAGACGACAAAAAUCCUCGUCAGAGACCACGGUCACAACACAGAAGAAUGCAGAGACCUGAAGGAUCAAAUAGAGGAAUUAAUACAGAAAGGAAAGUUACAGAAAUAUGUAAAGAAAGGAGAACAUGGCAAGUUCAGAAACGACAACAGGACCCAACACGAAUCCUUUACUCGGGAUGA